AAAGUGGCAGUCAGCUCUCCCAGCCCCGUUGUCACAGCUCUGUUACCGCCCCCAUCCCAGGCCAGACACACACCCAUCAGCGAGGGGGAGAUCUUCAGGCUUCCAGGCAGGCUGAGAAUCCAGCCCUCACUGUGGAGCAAGGAUGACGUGAUCCACUGGCUAAGAUGGGCUGAGAAAGAGUAUUCCCUUCGGCAAACCGACGAAAGCAAGUUUGAAAUGAACGGCAAAGCCCUGUGCAUCCUCACCAAGGAUGACUUCAGAUACCGAGCUCCGAGCUCAGGUGAUGUGUUGUAUGAAAUACUCCAGUAUAUCAAAACUCAAAGAAGAGCCCUGGUGUGCAGCCCUUUGCUGAGCCCACCCUUCAGGGAAGCCAGGAGCCCAGAGGAAGGGCUUUGGAAGAUGUCCUGGGACCUGCCACAAUGAACCACAGGAUUAUUUGCUUAUUUUUUGUAGGGACAGAGUAGUGCCUCAGUUGGUGUUUCCUCCUGCCUGGGGGGUGCAGAACAGCCUGUGUCCCACAGCCCCGCAGAGCCGCUGAACCUCUCCCAUCACAGCUCGGAGGGCAGCUGCAGGGCAGGUGCCAUCUGCUCUUUUCCUAUGACCCUGGCAGCCCCAGUAGAUGGGAAAAUUGCAGACUGCAGGUUGCUGUGGGAUUACGUGUACCAGCUCCUCUCUGACAGCCGCUACGAACCUUACAUCAAAUGGGAAGACAAGGAAGCCAAGGUCUUCCGCGUUGUUAACCCCAACGGACUUGCCCAGCUCUGGGGGAACCACAAGAACCGGAUGAACAUGACAUAUGAGAAGAUGUCACGAGCGCUCAGACAUUACUACAAGCUUAACAUCAUCAAAAAGGAGCCAGGGCAGAAGCUGUUGUUCAGGUUUUUGAAGACUCCUGGGGAGAUCAUCCAUGAGAAAUCCAGCACACUGGAGCAGCUGGAGAAUGAGGACCAUGAGGAUUUGAAAGAAGACCCACUGGAGGUUUCAGCAUAGGAAAUCUUUGAAGGUGCAUCGCAGACAGACUUGUGCUCCGCUGGGAAGUGCCGGCGUCUCUUGUCUCAGGGACAGAAGGCCACAGAGCUGGUCCUGGAUUUCAAAACCUGCCUUGAGCCAAAGCUGUGA
Nipponia nippon (crested ibis) is the source of this 1119-nucleotide messenger RNA. NCBI's taxonomy places the organism in Eukaryota, Metazoa, Chordata, Aves, Pelecaniformes, Threskiornithidae. The record is from RefSeq and is a predicted model, not a curated record.